Amoebophrya sp. A25 is the source of this 3004-nucleotide messenger RNA. The record is from the annotation of a GenBank genome assembly. Lineage: Eukaryota; Dinophyceae; Syndiniales; Amoebophryaceae.
AGGCUAUCGUUCUGGAAGCGCAUCAUUGAGUUGUGAGUGAAACUCGUCUAAUAAGUAUCUACUUAAUUAGCACUACUUCUUCAUCUUCUAGGAAACGGAGUACUUAGUAGCAAACAAGGUUUCAGGCGUCACGCAAAAUGUCGUCCUCCAGCGUGCACCAGCCUAGUGUCCUGGCACUGUCGAAAGCCAAGGGACUGCAAGUGGUUGGGGGAACAAGAACAAGUGCACCACGUGCACCACCUUCGUUCCCUUCAGUCGAUGCUACGGGACGAAAAGUCGUUGCUUCUCCCGAGAAUGGCUCUAGCAAUCUUCGUGCGGUCCUCAGCAAUGCAGGGGUGGUGCAUGUAAUGACCAUUGGGGGACAAGAGGUAGCCACAGUGCAACCCCGAGUACCGAACGAGAAGAAACGUGGAAUCGUCGAUUUUUACUUCUCGCCUUUGGGAAACUUCUUGGUCACGUAUGAGCAUCACGUGAAAGGAGCUGGCAAUAACGUGAACCUUUGGUACCUGUACUAUAAUUCGGGAGGAGGAGGUGACGGGGGAGCGAUCAUAGUUAAGGCUACCGCUGGACCAUCCUCAACAUCAUCCUUGGCCCAUUUUUCAAGGAGAAAGAGGGACCAGGGAGGUUCUCGGGGAUGCGAGCGCGGUAGCUCUAACAUAGAGCCUCACGUUGUCGAUGGAUACGUCUUCAGUGCUCAGAAUGCGGAGUAUAGACAAUCUUGCUGGAAGUGGACAGCGGGUGAGGAGUUUUUGUGCCGUCCUGUAGGCAAUGGCGUGAACGUGAGCUGUCUUGGAGAGAAGCUUCUGGCGUUGCGCACGCGCUUUCUCCUCAGAGCCUAUUCCGGUAACAAGAAGAAGGACCACGACGUUUUGAGGAUGAUCGAGGCACCAACGGGUGAGGAGGUGAUGGCGUGUUUAAAGGACGACCAGUGUCGACGAAAAUUGGCUAUCUCGAAUGUCUCGCAGAUCCAGCUUUCGAAUUCCCCUAUCUUAGGCCUCUCUACGCACAAUACUGAAGACGCAUUUCACGUGAUGAAGUCGAGCGCCCCUGACAUCGCUUCUGGUCUGCUACCCGCUGAUCGCGACGAAGUUUCUGCCCUCGCACCGCACUUGGAAGACGAUGUUAGUGCCAGCGUUACUACAGAAACCGCCAAAAAACUCCAGCAAGAGCUUGUCGACGGUUUGCAGAAAGAAGAGGGGGCCUUCUUUAUUGCGGUCUUCACGCCAGAAGCAAAGGGUCAGCCGGGAAAAGUGUCCCUAUUUGACCUCAACGGGGAUUUGAAGCAGUCGGUGUGUGCGAAGUCCUUCUACAAUGCGAGCUCUGUGUCCAUGAAGUGGAAUUUUAAGGGUCCGCCAGCACUCCUAGUCUCCAGCGCACAAGAUUGCGUCAAAGGAGAAUACAUCGACGAAGAGGCGAGGUAAGUGAUUUUGGUUUUCUUGUAGAUUAUGUUGUGUAAGAAUUUUUGCGUAAGAAGUAAAACUUCUUUGAACAUGAUCAUAUAUGGGACCUUCUCAAGAUCAACAAGUAUCACUCGUCAGUGAAAAAAGUAGUUGUGUAGACUUGUCCAUUUUCAUCAAUUUGCAGCUACUACGGCACCACGACGUUGUUUCAUCUCUCGACAUCGCCGACGAGCUCUGGACCAGCAAACUUGGGUGAGAUCCAGGCUGCUGCUUGGUGUCCUCGGCGCAACGAGUUUCUGAUCCUGUCCGGGCGCGCACUUCCUUGCGGGUUGCAGCUCAUUUCUGGCGCCAACCCAAGCAAGGUUUUGAGCGAUUUCGGCGUCGCCGAAAAAUCCUUGCGACGCAACACGCUAGUCUGGUCACCGAGUGGUCGGCACUUUCUCGUCGCGGGACUCGGGAACUUGGCGGGCGACGUAGACUUCUGGUGUGUGACCGAGGAAGGCCAAGGUGGUGGAAAAAAUAAGACGCCUAAGUUUGCGAAAUCCAGAACAUCUAACUUCCGUUGCUGCACGAAUCUAAGCUACAGUCGUUGUGGACAGUUCGUUCUUGGUGCCAGUAUGGCCCCACGUGUGCGGGCCGACACCUGCUUUCGAGUUUACGACUUUGCCGGUACCCAAAUUUCCGACCAGGCCUACAACGAUGAGGACUUGCUGUAUGGAGCGCGUUUGAUGGCUAGCACUUCCUCUGGAGAGAACCACGACGAAUCUUCAGGGUCAGCACCUAUAUUUUUUGCGAGUGAAGUGACCUUUUCAGCGGACAAAGUAGCUGCUGCGAAGAAGCAGGGGGAUGACGCCUCAGUCUUAACUGGCAACAACCCUAGUACCAAAGGAGCUUACGUUCCUCCGCAUCUGCGAAAUGUAAAGCAGAAUCCUGUAGAAGAUUCAUCAACGGCCAACAAGAACAAAAAGACCAAUAAACCCAGCAACAACGCAGGAGGGAACAACAAGAAGGAUGCUGCUGCCGCGGAGAAGAGCAAAGCUGCUCAGGCAGCCUAUGCCAAACAGGAAGCUUUUGUGCCACCACCUGUUGGUUGUUCUACUGGUAGCAACCCUCCUGGUCCAGCAACGAGUACUUUUGCUCCUGCAGAGCGACGCGACGGCCCACCGGUAGACAUCGUGGAAGAGGCGAGACAAAUCGAAAACGCUGAAGAGAGACUGAAAAAAGUCAAGGCUCUGCGCAAAAAGCUAACGCAAAUCGAAAAACUGAAGACAAAAGGAGCUGCUCUCAGUCCUGAGGAACGGGAAAAAGUAGAGUCGGAAACGAAGAUCCUAGAAGCCAUAAAGAUUUUGGAAUCAUGAACUCAAUUGUAGACGUAGAAGCUAGCAGGCUACGGCUUGUUGACAGCUCUAGUUCUCUGUUUUUAAGGAUCCUUUUCCUUGCGUCCUCAUACCCAGACAACUAGAGGCUCGACCUUGUUCUCACGUCAAACCGUAUUUUCUCUCAACCCAUCGCGCAAAUGGAGACAGCUACAUAAUAAAUAGAUGGCAAAACUGUGAAAACGCAUCCAUUUUUAGAUAAUGCCAAAAUGUUUGUUGUCAAUUUUG